AAAGCGCGGAGUUUUAGUUUGCGGAUCUGCAGCAGCAGCAGUAGCAGCAGAGCGACUCCUGUGUGCUCCAGAGGCUGUGGGUCCGAGCGAGAAGUUUUAGAACAUUUCUGCCCUUAAUAAUUAAAUACAGAGUCUGGAUUUAAAGCAUCUCACUGCAUGAAGCGCAGAAUCAGAGGAAAUUGGCGGGUUUUGAUCAGAGGAUCUCGGAUAAACGCGCCUAGAGAUGGAGAUGUCCUUUUCUAGGACGCGCGGAGAGGAUCCAGAUUGUCAGGACACUGAUUCUGAUGUAGCAGACCAGAAGGACUGCGGGAAAGUUAAAGUGAAGUGGGCGCAGGAAGAGGAUGAUAAUCUGCGAACGCUGGUUCAGAGUUUAGGAACGGCAGACUGGAAAUACAUCGCCAGUUUUCUUCCAAAUCGAUCAGAAAAUCAGUGUCUGCACCGAUGGUACAAAGUUUUGGAUCCAGACCUUGUCAAAGGACCUUGGACUAAAGAAGAAGAUGAAAAGGUAAUAGAGCUGGUGAAUAGAUAUGGUAACAAGCAGUGGGCCAUGGUGGCUAAGCACCUAAAGGGGCGCCUGGGGAAGCAGUGCCGCGAGCGCUGGCAUAACCACCUGAAUCCUGAUGUGAAGAAAUCCUCCUGGACCGCAGAGGAGGACCUGAUCAUUUAUAAGGCCCACUGCGUUCUGGGCAACCGCUGGGCUGAGAUUGCCAAACUACUGCCUGGAAGGACGGAUAAUGCGGUGAAAAACCACUGGAACUCCACCAUCAAGCGUAAGGUUGAGAUGGGUUACUAUUCUGGAGUGGACACAACUCUACACAUAGUUCCUCAGCCUGAGCCAGAGGAGGUUGUAGUUCAACACACUGCUGAUCCGCCGGAGGAGUUCUGCUACAAGGACGCCACAGAGGGUCUGUCUGUAGAAGUUGUGACACAGGCUCAUCCUGAACCUCCGAAAGCUGAAGCUGCUCCAGUCAGCUCUGCGACUCCUAAACGCCCCCGAGCUCCGGCAACCCCUAAGAGUGAAUCUGAUAACGGGGCCGCCUUGAGUAUAUCGGGCUGGGAGGCAGACGGCUCCGGCUUCCUCUCGCCCUCGGCAGCGCCCACUCUGAAGGAGGUUAUGGAUAUGAUGGAUGGGGACCUGGAGGGUUGGUGUAAUCUGGCUGAUUUUGACCUUUCUGCAGAUGAAAGCCAGAGUUCAGAGGUUUUACAGUUUCGGCUUGAGGGUAGCGCUCUGCAGGAGCUCAGUAAGGGCAGUAAAGGGGAGCUCAUCCCAAUCUCUCCUGGUGGAGCCACACCCCCAUCUAUACUGAGCCGACGAACACGCCGUCGCAUUGCCCUGUCUCCAGAUGCCAACAACUCCAUGACCCCCAAAAGCACUCCUGUAAAGAUCCUCCCCUUCUCUCCCUCACAGUUUCUAAACCUAUGGACCAAACAAGACACAUUUGACUUGGAAAACCCCUCCCUCACCUCUACUCCUGUUUGUAGCCAAAAAGCCAUAGUCACUACGCCCCUGCACCGCGACAAAACUCCCCUUACUCAGAAAGAAAACUCAGUGUUCAUCACGCCAAACCACAAGGCUGAUUUGGACAAUACUCCUCGAACUCCGACCCCGUUUAAAAAUGCUUUGGAGAAAUACGGCCCUAUACGACCUCUGCCCCCAACACCUAACCUAGAGGAGGACCUGAAGGAGGUUCUGCGCAGCGAAGCUGGAAUUGAGCUCAUCGUGAAGGACGAGAGUCCACCUGAGCGAAGACCCAAACAAAUGCAUCGGCCUCCCAUGAAGAAAGUCCGCAAAUCAUUGGCUCUGGAUGUGUUGGACUGUAAUGACCCUGGCCCAGCUCGACGACAGCACACUAUUUUUCCUACCAAACCCAGCAGAAAGGCAGACCAGUCACUGUCACGCUGCCUGAACUCCUCAAUUACAGUGAAGAAGGAAGAGAAUGUCUUGGACCAGGGUUUCAUCAUUGGCCCUAAUGAAAGUGGAGUACCAACCAAACCUGCACAACCUACCUCCAAACUGAUUCCUAUGACCCCAGCAUGGGAAACGGUGGCAUGUGGUCGAACGAAGGAUCAACUGAUCAUGACUGAGAAAGCCCGGCGUUAUCUUCGCUCACUGAAGAGCAGCACACACCCCCGAGCUCUUAUCCUCUCCUGAGGUUGCACUAAACCUGCCAACGGUCAUUCAUAAAUUAUCGUAAAUGUUCAUAAAAUGUGUCUCAUGUUACAAACUAAGAUGUAAAAAAAAAAGGAAUUGUUAAUAAUGUGUAAUAGAAAGGAUGAAUGUAAAGCAGUGUUGUAGAUAUCAGGAAUGCUUUGUUCUUAUGACCGUCAGUCAUGGUGAAUUAGUGAUUGUGCUAUCAGUCAUUCCUCUCAGGUUGUGGUGAUUAUAUACCACAGAGUGUGUGCACCACAGACUACAUUCAACAUACAUUCUGUGUUUCUAAUUUAUUGAACUUCUUAAAUGCUUGGUGAAAUAUGCACCCAUGCCUUUACCUUGGCAUCACAUUCCCUUACACUUGAGCAGUUAUGUAGAAAAAGACAAUUCAGGGUUGUUUCACCUUUUUGUUACAUUUUCUAUAAUGGUAAUAUAGAAACAGCAGAUAAUGAGGACCAUCCAAGCUAUAGGUAGACACUAGUCUCUACUGGUUUCCUAACUAGGAUAAUUGUGAUGUGUAGAAUUUUGUAAUCCUAUUUUAUACACAUUGCUUAACUAUGCUUCUCUGCCUUGAGAGUUCCACCGCACUCUGCUUUGUUUGUCUAAAUAGCUUGACUGCUGGUUGCUGUAUGUAGUGCUGAAAAAAAAUUAAAUAAAAUCAUCAUCUGCCACAUAAA
Astyanax mexicanus (Mexican tetra) is the source of this 2829-nucleotide messenger RNA. It is a transcript of the gene mybl2b, whose product is annotated as v-myb avian myeloblastosis viral oncogene homolog-like 2b. The transcript has 15 exons. Gene Ontology annotation, molecular function: RNA polymerase II cis-regulatory region sequence-specific DNA binding; DNA-binding transcription factor activity, RNA polymerase II-specific. The record is from RefSeq and is a predicted model, not a curated record. NCBI's taxonomy places the organism in Eukaryota, Metazoa, Chordata, Actinopteri, Characiformes, Acestrorhamphidae. Gene Ontology annotation, cellular component: nucleus. Gene Ontology annotation, biological process: regulation of DNA-templated transcription. Bases 224 to 2152 code for a protein of 642 amino acids.